UACGAGAAUUCAUUCAGAGGUGACACACAAAACCAACACACAUAUCUAGAAGGGGAAUUAAAGUUUUCGUCAAACUGCGGGCUGCGAAUGUUAUCGAAUUGAAAAAUAUCGUCUGGAAUUGUGGUUCAUUUGUGUGAGCAAGUGAUUGGUUCAAUCAACUUCAGUUAGGUGAAUUUGAUUACUGCUAAAUUGCAACCGUUCUCGAUAGAUUGUGAGCGAUAAAUCGCCUCUGUUUCCACCCGGAGCGACGGGGCAGAAAUUAGCCAACCCGUCGAUAAGUGCACAAUCAAAACAGACACCCAGCCAGCAAAAGCACAGUGAAAGAAUAUGCCCCAAACACCAAUCAACUCCCUGGACGAGCAGGACAAACUGCUGAGCGAUGCCAUAACGGUGGUGCGCUCGCAAGCAUUCCAGAUGAAGCGCUUCCUGGACAAGGGUCGGCUGAUGGAAGCGAUGCGCUGUGCGUCGACAAUGCUCGGCGAGUUGCGCACCUCGUUGCUUUCCCCCAAGAGCUACUACGAACUAUACAUGGCGAUCACGGAUGAGCUGCGGCAUUUCGAACACUACCUGCUGGAUGAGUUCCAGAAGGGCCGCAAGGUGCCGGAUCUGUACGAGCACGUGCAGUACGCGGGUAACAUUGUGCCCCGGCUGUAUCUGCUGAUCACCGUUGGGUUAGUGUACAUUAAAACAAACUCAUCGCUGAAAAGAAGCAUUUUGAAGGAUCUCGUUGAAAUGUGUCGCGGAGUUCAGCACCCGCUGCGUGGUCUGUUCCUACGGAACUAUCUCCUGCAGUGCACGAGAAAUAUCUUGCCCGAUGCGUUGAGUACCACCGACGAGAACGAGGGAACCGUCAUCGAUGCGAUCGAUUUCGUUCUCACCAAUUUCGCCGAAAUGAACAAGCUUUGGGUUCGCAUCCAGCACCAGGGACAUUCCAGUGAACGAGCAAGGCGUGAAAAGGAACGUGAAGAGCUGAAGAUUCUUGUGGGAACGAAUUUGGUACGAUUGUCCCAGCUCGAGUCGGCCAGUCUGGAAGUUUAUCAACGAUUGAUUCUGCCGGGUAUUUUGGAACAAGUCGUCAGCUGCCGCGAUGCAAUUGCCCAGGAAUAUCUGAUGGAGUGCAUUAUUCAGGUGUUCCCUGACGAGUUUCAUCUGCUAACGUUGGAUCCAUUUCUCAAGUCCUGUGCCCAACUGCAGUCAGGGGUGAACGUAAAGAACAUCAUAAUCUCGUUGAUUGACCGUUUGGCGCUGUACAACCAACGUAAUGGGAUCUCUCAAACGACCACCGGAACGGAACCCAUCUCAGCUAUCCCGCCGGAGGUACAACUUUUCGAAGUAUUCAGUGUACAGAUUGCGUAUAUCGUGCAGCUUCGAACGGAUAUGGCUCUGGAAGACACUGUUUCGCUGCAGGUGGCCCUCGUUAGUCUUGCCCAAAAGGUUUACCCUGAUCGGGUUGAUUACGUGGAUAAGGUUUUGGAGACGACAUCACAGAUUUUCGAUCGGCUCAACAUGUCCAAGUAUUGCAUUUCACAUUCCCUCUCGGUGAACCAGGAGCUAUCCCGUCUGCUGCGGCUCUGCGUGGACUUCUACAACAAUGUGCUUACGAUUCUCCAGCUGCAGUACUUCACCCCACUGCUGGAGAAGUUCGACUACACCUCCCGGAAGGCUCUCUCGCUGUACAUCGUUAUGAACGUGUUGGAAAAUGAGAUACUUAUUCCCACAGCGGAACAUGCAGACAGCGUGCUGACAAUGAUCUCGCCGUUGAUUCGUGACCAAGACGAUCAGCCGGCGGAUAAGGUCGAUCUCGAGGACUUUGCCGAGGAGCAGGGAAUUGUUGGUCGCUUCGUUCAUUUGCUGCGAUCGGAUGAUCCGGAUACUCAGUACAAAAUCCUGACCGCUGCCAGGAAGCAUUUUGGGCUCGGUGGUCAGCAGAGGAUACGCUACGUAUUGCCACCGCUGGUGUUUCAAGCGUACCAGCUGGCUUACAAGUACAAAUCGAUCGCAGCAGAGGAUGAGAUGUGGGAUAAGAAGUGCCAGAAAAUACUGCAAUUCUGUCACAGCACAAUAGCCGUGCUAGCAAAGUCGGAGUUGCCGGAAUUGGCCCUGCGGCUGUAUCUGCAGGGCGCCCUCUGCAUUGGACAGAUUGCCUACACGAAUCAUGAGACGGUGGCGUAUGAUUUUAUGACGCAGGCAUUUUCACUUUACGAGGACGAAAUCUCCGAUUCCAAGUCGCAGUUUGCCGCCAUCACUUUGAUCGUGUCUACGGUGGAACAGAUGUCCUGCUUUUCAGAGGAAAACGCCGAACCCCUGCGUACAAAUUGUGCACUCGCUGCAUCGAAACUGUUGAAGAAACCCGAUCAGUGUCGGGCGGUGGUUACCUGCGCCAGCUUGUUCUGGAGUGGAAAACAGAGCGGCAACGAGCUACGCGAUGAAAAGCGCACUCUCGAGUGCUUGAAGAAGGCCGCGAAGAUUGCAUCCCAAUGUCUGGAUGUGGGAGUACAAGUACAGCUGUAUGUUGAACUACUCAACCAUUAUCUAUUCUACUACGAGCGAGGGAAUACACAGAUCACUGUGUCGAUGUUAAAUCAGUUAAUCGCAAAGAUAAACGAGGAACUCCCGAAUCUCGAACCGACAGAGGAGACAAAACAAAUCGAGAUGCACUAUCAGAACACUCUGGCACACAUCCGAAGUCGGAUGGAGGCCAACGAUAGUGGUCUAGAAAUUUCGUUCGCUGGGAUAACACUGAACUAGGGGGGAGGCAUGGCGGUCGAGUCCUAUCAUGUACUCGAGAGAUCGGUUUAUAUUAUCGCUUACAAAUUCGAAUAUCUAUAGGAGUUUUUAGUAAUGGGUUACACUAAAAACACUAAACACUAAAAAAAAGAGCUAAAAGUUGAAUAAUUGUUUAUCGUGAACACCGCAAGGAAAAGUUAAACGACGAGAAACUGAAAAAAAAAUAAAGGCAUUGGUCUAAUUUUUGAGAAGGUAUAUCUAGUAUCAAAUAUACAUGUAUUAGGAACUAAGCUGCAGUUAAUAAACAUAGCACUGAUUUGCAAGCAUCGUAAAACGAUCAUCGCAUCUAA
Toxorhynchites rutilus septentrionalis is the source of this 3077-nucleotide messenger RNA. It is a transcript of the gene Vps35, whose product is annotated as vacuolar protein sorting-associated protein 35. NCBI's taxonomy places the organism in Eukaryota, Metazoa, Arthropoda, Insecta, Diptera, Culicidae. The record is from RefSeq and is a predicted model, not a curated record. The coding region runs from base 328 to 2748 and encodes 806 amino acids. Gene Ontology annotation, cellular component: late endosome; retromer, cargo-selective complex; retromer complex. Gene Ontology annotation, biological process: retrograde transport, endosome to Golgi; intracellular protein transport. The transcript has 7 exons.